CGUAACCGCUAAGCGCCGAGAUCGAAUUGAAAGCUGUCUCGACUUAUGUCCCAGAACCAACAGACAGCAUCUCCAAGCGCUUCUGCCGCCCCGACGCCCCCUCCCGCUAGCCCGCCCGCCCCAGUCGCUCCAGAAACCGAUCAUCCCCCUGCACCUGCAGGACCAUCCUUACAAGCCGGAACUGUUAACCCCUUCCGCCUCGUGUUUCCCGAUCUCGUCCUUCAUUCUCGCCAGUCGCGUUGGGAUGAUCUAAUACGCACCGCAGAACGCGCGGAUCUAAAAAAGGCAGGAAGGGAGUCCGAUGUUACGAGGUUCCUGGUGGUGAUCCCUCUUUCCCUUUCCUAUUUGAUUCUCGAUCAAGCACCAUCUGCUCAUUGGGUGCUAAUGCGGCUCCCCGACGAACUUAUCAACACCCCACUCCCGCAAUUGCUAUUCAAACUCACCGCAUCUAUAGCUGAUCGAAAAUACACCAAUAUAUACUCCAGAGCAAAUGACGUGCUUAGUUUAGUCUCAGAAACUACCCUCGAUCCAGAGUUGAAGGAAGUCGUCACCGAGUUGUUGCAGAAAUUCUUAGAGGUGUUCCGCAGGCGUACCUUUGAUUUGUUACGACAGGCAUUCACAGAGAUUUCCGUGUCAGAAGUGCAACAAUACUUGGGUGUCAGUCCUGAUGUCAUCCUUCAGGUCGCAAAAGCAUCAGGUCAAUGGACCUACAACUCGACGAGUCAACUGCUCAGGCCUAUUUGCGAAACGUCUCACCCUCUCGCGAGUACAAGUGAUGCAUCUACUCUCCGCACCUUCAAAUCGGUAUGGAGUGGAGCGAUUGGACUAGAGGGUACUUAUUAGCUCAAUG
This is a messenger RNA of Cantharellus anzutake, 850 nucleotides long. RefSeq names its product COP9 signalosome. NCBI's taxonomy places the organism in Eukaryota, Fungi, Basidiomycota, Agaricomycetes, Cantharellales, Hydnaceae. The transcript has 6 exons. The record is from RefSeq and is a predicted model, not a curated record. The coding region runs from base 46 to 843 and encodes 265 amino acids.